AUGUUCUCUCGCUUUUUCUCUUCUGUGCACCUCGCCCUCCUCGCCGUUGUGCUCAGCAUCGUCGGUCGUGUCGUGGGGCUUCCCCAGCCGGCGGAGGGCCCACCGCAAGGUCCCACUGCUGAAGAACUCAUCCACGCCGCCGAGACUGGCGAGCUCGUGAUCGUGCCCGGCGAGGGCCUGCCCUCUCUCGAGUCCCUCGGGCUCACCUCGCGCGACAUCGUCGUUCGCACACUCGAACGCCUCGAGGCUCUCAAACAAGCUGAAGAGGCCAACAGGGAUGCGAAUUCGAGCUCACUCACCAGGAGGUAUACUCCGACAUGCAGCUGGAGCACGUCCAUGUCCAUCGACUAUGCGUGGUUCUGUUAUGACUACCUGCACUCCAUCGGGGGCACGACGUGCUUUGUUCCGUCUGGUGGAUCGAGGUUCUGCCAUACGACCGCCGGGUCGAACAAUGUUGCGUGGUGGGGUAGUGUGAAUGGGGUGGCUUCUACCCAGUCGAGCUGUGCUAAUGUUGCGAAUGGAGGUGUAUGGGUGCUGAAUAAUUGCCGUACCUACAGUUGGGACUACACCUGGUACAUGCUAUCGGAAGGUACCAAUGCUGCUUGGGGAAAUGAGAACCUUAUCGUUACAGUUGGAAAUAUGUGA
Messenger RNA from Coprinopsis cinerea okayama7#130, 645 nucleotides. RefSeq lists its product as hypothetical. Lineage: Eukaryota; Fungi; Basidiomycota; Agaricomycetes; Agaricales; Psathyrellaceae. The transcript is spliced from 4 exons. Bases 1 to 645 code for a protein of 214 amino acids. The record is from RefSeq and is a predicted model, not a curated record.